ACGCAGCUUGUCGCAGCUUGUUACAGAGAAACCGCAAAGCGUAAACCCCUCCGUCGUGAAGAUGUCAGAAAAGCACUGACACUGGAGACUCCUUCCAUAAACGUUAAAUAAAUACCUCCUUACUUGAAGAAAACUUCACCAUAUCACAGAUUUUUUAAAAAUUCUUGUAUGUGGAGCGUCCGCUGUAUGAGUCCCUGUGAAUGAGCUGUUACUAUAGCAACGAUAACAUAUUAAAGCUGUGAUUUGCAGCUGCACUACUGUCAGAGCUGCUAUUAUACAAAAUUAAUCAACACCUUCUGACCAAUCAGAAUCCAGAAUUCACCAGCGCUGUGGGAUAAUUAUACAUAACGUAUCAAGUCUAAGCUCCAAAUCUGUCUUUUUCCUCAUCUUCUAUUAAUUCCUCAUGUUUAAUCUGAGGUAGUGUUAUUUAAUUAUGAAAGUAGAAGCUAUGUGGGACACUUAUAUAAGGAGUUUAUAUAAAGAGUAGGAGCUGUACACUAUGUAGGACACUUGGAUAGGGAAUAAAGAGACAUUUGAGAUUUAGCUGAUGAAAUAAUAAAGAAGAGAUUACUACUUUUCCUCUCUCACUUGCUAAACUAAUUGCUUGAUUAAUCCUAGAAAGCAAAUGCUAAGCAAAUGGCUCUCUAAUAGACAAAAUAUUGACCUACCUGCCAUUUGAUUUUUUUUUUCCCCAAUGCAAUGGCGUCAAUGUAACCUAUUUUAGGUGCGUCAAUUGAGCAAACAUAGCGACCCACCUGCUGUUGGUUCCAGUAAAACAGGAAACUGUGGUUAGUGGCAGGGAAUAGUUCUGUUUUUCCACUCUUUCCCUCUCUCUGAAAAGAUUAUAGUGCAAUUUUCCAACACUACUGGACUAUUUUUAAAGCUCAUGACAUGACCACGUGCUUCCUUCCUAGGUUUCAUGGUUUUAAUUAAAACAAGACAGUACAGAUUUUUUUAAAUAAAUGUAAUCUAUAACAUGCCUUUUCUUAAAAGGUAGCAAUAAAAAUAUGAAAAAAAAAAGUCAACAGUUUUUGUCCACUUAUGACGUCUGCAUUAUCAUAGAAGACUUGGAAGAUGGAAGAAGACUUUAAGCUCCUCCCCUUUGGCACAAUGACGUCAUACAUACUGUGUAUUUUCUUAAAACUCGUUUUUUUUUCUAUAUUCGGAGCCAUAAAUCUCAUCUUUCUAAAUGAGCUAUAUUCAAGAAAUGUUAAAUAUGCAUUCCUAUUCCUAAUUAGUAGCUUAUUACUGAAGAAUUUCUCAAAAUGUUGUCUUGAUGACGGUUUAUGCUUUAAAAUGGUAUAAAAUUAUUUUUUAUGGUAUUUUCUUGAUUAAACAAUGAAAAAAAAAGGCUUUCCAGCAAACAUUUUCUGUAAAAGUCGUUCCCUUAAAAGCGUUUUCACGGUGAAAUUAAUAUUUUAUGUUAAAUAUCAGAUUUUUUAUUUUUUCAGAGUAUGCAAAUUUAUGCAAAUGUGCUUAGACGGGCCUCAUUACCUAUUCGGAAUAAUUCAUUAGGUAUGCUUUGCUGCUCCUCAGUGUUCUUGUUCAACAAGAUUUGAUCAUACAGUUACAGAUUUGAUCACAAAAUUAAUUUUAAAAGACAAAUCUAUCUAUCUUUCACAGUGACAGUGAACAGGUGAGAGGGUUUUUUUCCGCCUUUAGAAAAUUAAAACGUAUGCGCCUCAUCUCCAACCAAUAGCGUGGCGCAACGCACCUGUCAUACGAUCACCAUCCAAUAAGAAUGCGUCUUUGUUUUAGAGCCCGCCCACUUUUCGGCCAAUCAGCUGAGCCGCGCGCGACAGAGUUCCCACCCCCUCGUUUCAACGUCCUGCAGCUUUCAUACUAACCGAGUCGCCUGAGAAAUAAAACGCUCCCUGAUGUCACACAGGAGUGGACAGCGACGCUGGAAGUGUUAGCUUAGCUUCAUAAAAAACGUCUCGAGCCCUUCUUUCUCUUCAGAGGUCACACUCGGAAUCCACAGACAUUUCACGGCGUGGAUGUGGAUGAAGACGAGAGUAUGAGUUCAUGCGGCACCGACGUUAAAGAGAACCGCAAUCUGGAUAACUUUUCGUCCAAGGCGGGGCUACAAACAGCCAAUAGGAAUGCACCGCUGGGGUCGAGACGCAAGAGGCCACUGGAGGAGGGCAACCGAGGCCACGCCCACUCCAAAUUCCGUCCCAAGAGGCGCAAGAAAGCGCCAGGUCCGAUGUUGCCGAAGAAUGCGCUCAUGCAGCUGAAUGAGAUCAAACCGGGCCUCCAGUACAAACUCCUGUCCCAGACGGGGCCUGUGCACGCUCCGGUCUUCGCCAUGAGCGUGGAGGUCAACGGGCAGCGCUUCGAGGGGUCGGGACCCACGAAGAAGAAGGCCAAGCUGAGUGCGGCGGAAAAGGCGCUGCGCUCUUUCGUCCAGUUCCCCAACGCCUCCGAAGCUCACGUGGCCAUGGGCCGCACAUUUAGCAUCAACACAGACUUCACCUCGGACCAAGCCGAUUUCCCAGACGCUCUCUUUAACGGAUUUGAGACACCUCACGAUCUGUUCUGCCCCAUUUCCAGCACCAACGGAACCCUGCACCCUCGGAACGAGUGCUCGACGCCUGUUUCGGUGCCUCAGCCAGUCCUUGUGGGCCACGGCAAGAACGCUGUGAUGAUCCUCAACGAAUUGCGGCCAGGCCUCAGGUACGAGUUUGUGGCCGAGAGCGGAGAGAGCCACGCUAAGAACUUUGUGAUGGCUGUAACGGUGGACUCGCAGGUUUUUCAGGGAUCAGGCCGGAAUAAGAAGCUGGCGAAGGCACGUGCGGCUCAGGCGGCACUUUCAGGUCUCUUCAACAUGCAACUGGACCAGACGCCGUCUAGACAGCCCAUACCCAGAGACGGUCUGCAGUUACACCUGCCGCAGGUCCUGGCAGAUGCAGUGUCUCGACUGGUGGUGGAAAAGUUCAGCGAGCUGACGGACAACUUCAUAUCACCUCACGCACGACGGAAAGUCCUCGCUGGUGUUGUUAUGACAACAGGGAUUGAUGUGAAGGACGCACAGGUGAUCUGCGUUUCCACGGGAACCAAGUGCAUAAACGGCGAGUACAUGAGUGACCGAGGCCUGGCGUUAAACGACUGUCACGCUGAGAUCAUCGCACGCCGUUCGCUAAUCAGAUACCUGUACAGCCAGCUGGAGUACUUCCUCAGUAACAAUCCCGAGGAUCAUGAGCGCUCCAUAUUCCGGCGGUGUGAACAGCACGGCUACCAGCUGAAGGACGGUGUUCAGUUCCACCUGUACAUCAGCACCUCGCCGUGUGGAGACGCUCGGAUCUUCUCACCACACGAAGCCGCUGUUGAGGAUCAGGGAGACAGACACCCGAACAGAAAAGCCCGAGGACAGCUGCGCACUAAGAUCGAGUCGGGAGAGGGAACCAUCCCGGUCCGCUCCAGCAACACCAUCCAGACGUGGGACGGAGUCCUGCAGGGGGAGAGGCUGCUCACCAUGUCCUGCAGCGAUAAGAUCGCCAGGUGGAAUGUGGUGGGUGUGCAGGGUUCUCUGAUGAGUUAUUUCUCAGGCCCCAUCUAUUUCUCCAGUAUAAUCCUGGGCAGUCUGUACCAUGCGGAUCACCUCAGCAGGGCCAUGUACCAGCGCGUCGCAGAUAUAGAGGAGUUACCACAACCUUUCACCCUCAGCAGACCACUGCUCAGCGGAAUCAGUAACGCAGAGGCGCGGCAGCCCGGUAAAGCUCCAAACUUCAGUGUGAACUGGACGGUGGGGGAUCAGGGGUUAGAGGUCAUCAACGCCACCACAGGGAAGGACGACCUCGGCCGACCGUCUCACCUCUGCAAACACGCCCUGUACAGCCGCUGGGUUCGUCUCCACAACAAGCUGUCUCAGACUCUGAGGAUCCGAGUGGCUCGACCCGCUUCGUAUCACGAGGCCAAACAGGGUGCAGCUGAUUACCACUCAGCCAAGCAGACUCUGAUCCAAGCUUUCCAGAAAGCGGGCCUCGGCGCCUGGGUGAAAAAACCCAUCGAACAGGACCAGUUCUCUCUGACACAGUGAUGGAGAGAGAGAGAGGGAGAGGAGGAAUAAAAACGACAGCACACGUCUGUUUUUAACUGUUCAGCAUCUAACAGUUACCACAGCAUCUCUCAGUUUUACCUCACUAAUCUGUCCAUUUUUAUUCUGCGCUGCGUCGUGGCUUGGAUAUUUGUGUAACAGGAACGUUAAAUCUCAUGUCAUUAUGUUAUUUAAGUGUUAUUUUAAACGUGUAUAAGAGUGUAUAUGUGCUCAUGCUUUAACACCAGGAAUCAGUGAUUCGCCAGCUGGAUUUUUAUUAUUUAGCUUGUUAUGUUUUACAGUUUUUAUAAUUUAUUUAGAUGAUGUCAUCAGACUGAUGUUGAAUAAUUAUGAGUUUCUGAAAUCCUUACUGCUGAAGAACAUCUGCCCCAAAAAAACAUUUCCCCUUCAUUAUGCUAAUAAAUUACUUUGACAUCA
Molecule: messenger RNA, 4474 nt
Organism: Pangasianodon hypophthalmus (striped catfish)
Lineage: Eukaryota; Metazoa; Chordata; Actinopteri; Siluriformes; Pangasiidae
Gene: adarb1a
Product: adenosine deaminase RNA specific B1a
Exons: 11
Coding region: 2018-4039 (673 amino acids)
Biological process (GO): adenosine to inosine editing; RNA processing
Cellular component (GO): cytoplasm; nucleolus
Molecular function (GO): double-stranded RNA binding; tRNA-specific adenosine deaminase activity; double-stranded RNA adenosine deaminase activity
Source: RefSeq, a predicted model, not a curated record